CAAUUAUUUGUUGUAAAAUUCGACUUUGAUUCAUUAUUUUGCUUCAUAUUAGCAAAUAUUUAAAGAUUUUAAUGUCUAAAAACGAAUUUGCCACACAAUAUGUCUGUGUUUGUAAUCAAACUUAUAGCACAAAAUCUGAAUUACGCAAACAUGUGGGCUUUUGUAAACAUGCCCAAAAUCAGGCUAAUCAGUACAUCACUUGUCCUACCAAAAAAGAUGUGUUAAAAUUGGCCAUUUCAGAAUGUGAAAUUCAGUCCAUAAAUGGUGACCAAACAAUUAGCAAGGAUCAGAAAAUUGAACGGUUUAAAUGUGGAUGUGAAAAACGUUUUAUGUCUAAAGGUGGUUACUACAGACAUAUUAAGAAAUGUAAUUUACGUCCUGAACAACAAAUUGUAACUGGUAAAACAAAGUGCAACGAACCUGGAUGCUUAUUAACAUUCAAGUACAUUAGAGACUUUCGACAACAUUUAAAUGAGAAACACUGUAUGCAAUUUGAUGUCGAGGAUAAAAAAUUUAAUAGAUAUUCUGAGUUUAUAUGCUGGAAAGAAAAUUAUGAAACAGAAACACGCAGUUGUUUUUAUCACCGUAAAACCGAAACUCGUAGUGGACGCAGAGUAGAAUAUUGGUAUUGUAAUCGUUCGGGUAUUUAUCAAAGUGCAUCACAAGGACGUAGACGCAAGUUAAAAUCACAAGGAAUUCUUAAAAUAAAUAAUAAUUGCACAUCAUCAAUUACACUGACUAUCAAUGAAAUUGAAGGUACUGUUCAAGCUAUUAUUUAUCAUACACAUUAUGGACAUGAAGCUGAACUAGUGCAUCUACGAAUUCCUAAAAGUGAUAAACAAGAAAUAGCUUCUAAAUUAUUACAAGGAGUGAAAAUUGAAGAUAUAUUGUUAUCUUAUAAAGAAGAUGGAUCAUCUAAACAAAUUGAAAGAAAACACUUAAUAAAACGUAGAGAUAUAUUGAACAUUUCCAAAAAAUACAAUGUUAAUAUUAUUUUACCAACAGUACGACAAUCCUCAAAUAAAAAAAAGAAUUCAAAGAUUUCCCAUCAAAUAACUAAGUCAUCCAUUGAAGAACCAUCACUAAAUACAAAUGAAACUAAAAAAAAACAUGUUAUUGCUUCUCAGCUUCCUUUGUCUUUUGUACUUCCAAUUUAUGAAAAUGUUUGGAAAAUUUCUAUGAGUAAUAAUUCAAUUUCAUCUUAUUCAAAUAAUUGUAAUAUAGAUUUUUAUGUCACUAAAAUUAAUGUAAAAUGUUGUGAUGAUUGUAUAGCUUUUUGUAAUUUUUGUAAUAUUUGCUACCAUUCAUAUUCUUGUACAUGUUCUGAUUAUUUUUCAAAUAAGAUUAUAUGCGAACAUGUUCAUUUAGUUAUUCUCUUUCAAGGAACUCCACAGACUUACCAGUACACAGAAAAUGUAGAAAGACCUCAUUACACUAAUCAUGAUCAUUCAACAUACACACGACGUUUUACAGAGUCUGUAUGUUCAGAUACAGAACCUACUGAAAGUAAUUAUGUAAAUGAAGAUUUACCAAAAAAUAAUGAUUAUAAUUUAUACAAUAAACAAAAUUUUAAAUUAGAAAAUCUCAAAAGAACAUUGGAAAAAUUGAUGAUGGAGACUCUACAAAAAGUCAAUGAAUGCAACAACUAUAAUUUAUUGGAGAAUAUAAAGAAACAAAUGACUGAUAUAACAUGUAAUUUGAACACAGAUUUAUUACACAAUAAAGAAAAGAGUAAUGAAGUACAAACAAUAAUUAACCCUGAAAAAAAUAUAGAGGUUUUUUAUGAUUUUUAAAUUUCGGUAUUUUAGUUAACUGAUUUUAAAAAAUAUAUAAAUUCUUUCACAUCAAAAUACUAAAUCUAUACUAAUAAUUAGUCCAUAGAUUUUAAUUUUUAUCGAGUAUGUAUAGUUUUAUAUUUUUUGAGUUAUUAAUUCCCUAAUGUAUGUACGUAGAGUAUUAUUGUUUAAGAAUAAUAAAGAGUAAUUUUUAAAUAUA
Molecule: messenger RNA, 1995 nt
Organism: Sipha flava (yellow sugarcane aphid)
Lineage: Eukaryota; Metazoa; Arthropoda; Insecta; Hemiptera; Aphididae
Exons: 2
Coding region: 72-1793 (573 amino acids)
Molecular function (GO): zinc ion binding
Source: RefSeq, a predicted model, not a curated record